Messenger RNA from Kogia breviceps (pygmy sperm whale), 699 nucleotides. Lineage: Eukaryota; Metazoa; Chordata; Mammalia; Artiodactyla; Physeteridae. The record is from RefSeq and is a predicted model, not a curated record.
AGUAUGAUUCAAUAUACCCUUUUCUGUUCCAUGUUUUCCCUGGAAAAAGAUCUAGCUGGGAAUGGAAGGGUGUGGAGGUGGUGGAAACACUCUCACAAGAAAGUACUUGAGCUGUUUUUUUUCUUUUUGGUUCCUCUAGAAUUCAUCACUGACCCAGAGUCGACCACUGGCCUAGAGUCGACCACUGACCCAGAGUCGACCACUGGCCUAGAGUCGACCACUGACCCAGAGUUGACCACUGGCCUAGAGUCGACCACUGACCCAGAGUUGACCACUGACCCAGAGUUGACCACUGACCCAGAGUCGACCACUGGCCUGUCAGACUUGACCACGCACCAUGACUUCACUGAAGAUGCAGAAACAACAACUGACGUGUAUUUGGAGAACACACAGACUUUUGAAUUGCCUACUAAUGUGGAAUUAAACACCCUCAGCUCUAAGGAAGAAGCCACUGAGGUCACAGGUGAGGAUUCCUCUCUUCAGAAAUGCAGAAGUUCCUCCCUGCCUCCCUUUCCUUAUUUAUAGUUCUUUACAUAGGAAAGUCCUAUGGUAAUUUACACAUUUGGGGAUACUUUUGCUGCUUUGUUCUCUGAGGUGGAGUAAACUUAGCCAAAAGUUCAUUGAAACUUGAGGAAAGUUGAAGCAUUUCCCAGAACGCCAGGAACUGCAACUGGUUGAACACCAACAUAGCUCCAGCCC